CAUGGGCCGACUAGCCUACAGCCCUACGCAUGGUCUCAUCCCAUCCCAUCAUCACCAUGCCUAUCGUAGAAUUAAUUCUUGACCGUGGGAGACUGGGAGCAGGUGGAAUCGGAAUGGAACCCAAAGCCGAAACCUCCAAACGCAAUAAUGGCGGGCUCUCCCUUCAUCCUUCAGUAGUAGUCCAGUUCACCCCACACCCCACGAAACCACUCCCCUCUUCAUUCCCACAUUCCCAUUCCUCGGCGCAGAUGGAGAAGCUCUGGGUGAACCGCAUGGAGAACGAGGAGGUCGCGACCUGGCUCUUCUUGAAGCACAGCUCCAUGGCGGAGCAGCAGCCGGGCGGCCUCCCGGAGCACCAGGCCCGCGCGCUCUCCGCCGCUUACCGCUGCGUCUGUGUCACCGACAAGCCCAUCUGGACCUUCCGCGACCUGGCCAGUCUCGAGGUCCUUCCUUCUUGAUUUGCUCGACCAACAUUUCCGGCCAUGGUCCAUCCUUCUUGGUUCGCACGAAGAAAGCCCUCCAACAUUUGUCUCUGUGGCCCCAUCUGACCUGCAUCGGCACCUCGGCGACCUCCUCAAGACCGAGAAGGGUGCCGACGUGGUUUUCGAGGUUGGUGGUCACACGUUUGCAGCACACCGCUGUGUGCUCGCUGCCCGAUCGCCGGUCUUCAGUGCGUGCUUAAGUUUUCUUGGCUCCCUGGCAAACCUUAGGGCUUUCUUGGACAGCGACGGCUUCAAUCAUCUCAGGAGGAGCUGCCCUUCGGUCGCUAAUAAUCUGGUUGUCAUGUCGGGCCUUUGUUAGCAAUUAUGGUUCCAGCGUUUGAAAUGUGUUACUUGUACUUGUAAUGGUGCUUAGCUCCCUGGUUUGGUUGCAAGACUUGUUAUCUGCUAGCUAUCUUGGAUCUAUUAGCAAAUGACUAUUAGACUACCUAUCCUAACAUUCGAAGAAACUGCAAAUUAGUGCCGUCACUUUGUUUUUGUUUGGUAUUUCCUUGCAUGUUUUCAUCCUUCCAAAUUCAUCAUGAAGUACUCGGGCCACUUGGCUAUCAGGUAGUCGUUCAUGAAUACUAUAGCUCUGUAAUUAGGUAGCUAUCGUAGUACAUGAAAGUAUCUUUCCAAAGGACAUGGAGAAGUGCAUCACUUAUUAGGAGUUGUCCCUCUUUAGCAUGAGGAUUGUUUGACACACAGCUAUUCUAAAAAUACUAUCAUGCUACCCCUAUAUGGUUGCCAUGUUUGCAAUUAUUUUGAAUUCAUUUUCUGCUACUGAUAGUAUUUGACAUCGUUUACACUUUCUUAUUAGGAAUAUUGUCCUGGCAUAUUACUAAAUUUAUCCUAAUGGCAUGCAGAACUAUGCUUAUUUUGGUCUAUGUUAUGUUAGUUGGUUGAUAUGUGCUUAUUUUCCUAUUACUUAGUAGUAGUAGCUUUGACUGAUAUUCACCAGCCUUGCAAGUUCUAUGGCUAUUGUUUUAUUUUUUAUUAAGUGCUUUGGAUGCCUACUGCAAAUCAGGGAAAGAGCUGCAGGUUGCGAAAUAUAUCUCAGACCUUGACCCAAAUGCACUUGUGGUGCAUCCAGUUACUCGUGCAUUCAGGCGUUUGAUCUGGAAUUGGGGGUACAGAUCUGAACAUUCUUUCUUGCAUCCUGUAGUUCAGAAAUUCAUGCAUUUGCUGCUGAAAUGUAAAAAAAGUACCUGUAGAGCAGAAAUUCAUGCAUUUGCUGUUGAAAUCCAUGCAUCGUGUAUAGCAGGGAUUCAACUUUGUACUAAAUCGGCCACACUUAUUUUGGGACGGAGGGAGGACGGCCUUCCAUUCCUUGUGGCGAUGAUUUUGUAUUUUUCUUUUUUUGACGGAAAGAUUGAGUAUUCAGUAUAGUUCUUAUGCGUUAAGUUAAUUUAUUGAAUUGCACCACCAUGUUUUAAAACGUGGUUGAGAUCAGAUAUGCACUCAUUGCUACC
Hordeum vulgare subsp. vulgare (domesticated barley) is the source of this 1951-nucleotide messenger RNA. RefSeq lists its product as uncharacterized. Bases 30 to 458 code for a protein of 142 amino acids. The record is from RefSeq and is a predicted model, not a curated record. Lineage: Eukaryota; Viridiplantae; Streptophyta; Magnoliopsida; Poales; Poaceae. The transcript has 2 exons.